AUGGGCUCCAUUCCUCCGCCACCUUACAACUACUAUUUCCAGCCUCCUUUCUAUCCAGUCACCGUCCCUCAGCAGCCCGUCUAUGCUCCUUUCAGCGACUACUACUUCCCCGCUCCCUCGCCUCCUGCUACGUACACCCAGGGCCCGCAGCACUGCUGCUGCUCACAGUGCACUGAAGUCCCACGGGUCUCUCAGAGCAACAACAUCACCGACAGUAAUGCCCAGAACAUCUUCUCCCCGACUGCCCGUAUCAUGGUCGGAAACUUACCCCGGGACGUCGAUCCGGAAAUGAUAAGGAGUGCAUUUAACGACAUCGGCCGGAAUUUCGUACAUCUCGUUAUGGGCGGCAAAUACCCUGUUGCCUUCGUCCAGUUUGUGACGCCCGAGCAGGCCCAGCAAGCGCUUGGAAAGCAUAAACGGAUCAUCCUUAAUGGACGGACUAUCCGCGUCGAGCUAUCGAAGGACGGGCAGGAUGAGUUGGAAUACCGAAAGAGUCUCACGGAGGCGCGCUUAAGGGAAGACGAAGACCCUGGGAUUGUCGAGUGA
Molecule: messenger RNA, 546 nt
Organism: Aspergillus mulundensis
Lineage: Eukaryota; Fungi; Ascomycota; Eurotiomycetes; Eurotiales; Aspergillaceae
Exons: 4
Coding region: 1-546 (181 amino acids)
Molecular function (GO): RNA binding
Source: RefSeq, a predicted model, not a curated record